Molecule: messenger RNA, 4389 nt
Organism: Xyrichtys novacula (pearly razorfish)
Lineage: Eukaryota; Metazoa; Chordata; Actinopteri; Labriformes; Labridae
Source: the annotation of a GenBank genome assembly
GACGUCAUCAAAGAGCGCCUCAUGAGACGUCAAACCGGGGAGCUGAGGCUCAUUUUGGUAAACAAACUGUUUUAUCUAUUUUAAUAUUAAAAAUACUGUAAAAUUAUUCGUUUUAGAAACGUUGCAUGUAGUAUUUAAUCAGUAAAAAUCUUCUGAAUGUAAACAGUGAUGAGAAAACUCUGUUGUGGUUCGACGUGAUAAAGUUGUUUACAUUUUGCAACCUAAAGCAGGGUAUUUGUGUUUCCGGUUCUAUAGCAUUUUAGCCUAACUGUUACAGUCUAAAUACUUAUUGAGGUGGAAUGAUGGUUGUGAACAAGUGAAUGUGAUUCAGGACAGAGAGGCUGACAGACUGUGUGUCUCUGUGUGGAAAAACAAAAACACGCCAAAAAACCUGCAACACACAGUAGGGGAGAGUGGGGUAAGAUGAUCCAUGUUUCAUAUUUUAGAUCACUCAAAUUCAAAUUCAGUUUUAUUUGUAUGGCACUUUUUCAUACAAAAAAAAAUGCAAUUCAAAGUUGCUCACAGAGGCUAAAAACAACAAUAAUGACAAUAAAACCUGACCCUCCCAUCCACACACACACCCAUGAACCCACACGCACACAAAGACACACACUCACCCUCACUCACUCACACAUACACACACACAACCUCACACAGAGUCAGAAUUUAAGAUAUAUUUCUAGAGAGACAUGAUCUGACACCGAGACAUUACAUGAGGAAAGAGCGACCUUUAGGAAACACUGGAGAUAAAAACGGUAAAAAGAGUAAAACCUGAUGGACUAAAACAAGAAAAUAAUAUUAAAUGAACAGAUAAGUAAAAGCUUUUUACCAUAAAAAAAGGGUAAAAGAGGUAAAAACCUGUGAUGGGAAUCAAGAAAAAGACUAAGAACAGAGAUAAUUUAUGGAAUGACAUAAGAUAAACAUGAAGAACUUUGAUUAAAAUAAACAUUUGCAAUAAGAGAAAAAUAUAAAAUGGCAAUUUGUAAAAGGCCUGGUUAAAAAAGUGAGUCUUGAGCCUCUUCUUAAAAACAUCAACAGUCUCUGCGGCCCUGAGGCUCUCCAGCAGGCUGUUCCACAACCGGGAACCUAGUCAAUCCUAGUUUAGUCUCUAACUCGUGUCUCUGCAGAUAUUUCAGGAUGUUGUUCAUCCCUGCAAACCAACAGAAUGAGUGUAAACAGAACUGUCAUCUUCAGAAUAUAGCAGGACAAAAAAAGGGGUCUCCUAUGGUCAACUUACCCCAUGUAUGUAUGGGGUAAGUUGACCAGAUGGUUGCUGUUCAGUAACGUUUGUGCAGUGUGAUCAUGUUGUUUCUGUUUGUUUUGUUUUCUAGUUUCCCGUAAGCCCGUCUGAACUCGUCACCGUUUGUUGUACGACAAAAUGAACCACAGCUUCCAUUAACCUCAGAGGAUGGACUUCACCGAGUGUUACGGAGACACUGUGUCCAGUGUUGCUGCUGCGGCUCGCUCAGGCUGUAGGAAGCGUGUGAGGAGGCUGAUAAAGAGAGGGUUCAGUGUGGACUGUCGCGACAACCGCGGCUGGAAUGCUCUGCAUGAGGCGGCAGCUGCUGGCAGUAAGGAGUGUGUGCACGAAAUCCUGUCUGCUGUUAGAGGUAAAUGAGGGUGUUUUAACACUCUGGGCCACGGUUCUGUUCAAUAGAUGCAGAAAAAUAAUUAAAACGAUGAAAAAACAAAUAACUGUCCUACUUUACUGAUUUAGACUGGAGGUUCAAAAGACAAAAUGUAAACAUAUAAACACAGAAAUCUUUCAUUUAAGGCUGCUGGAGCCACAUUACAUCAGACUAUCUGUCAUAUGUGAUCUUGAUUUAUUUUCUACUACUUAAACAAAGUUAACUCUCAAUGGAUGCUUUUGCACAUUAUUGAGGUUUCUUACGAGUAAAUUCAGAAGGUUUUGAUUUCUCCUUUGUCUGCCUCUGACUGUUAGAAACUGGCUCCUCCCGUGGUUGCCGGGCCUACGUGAACUCUUUGACACAUGAAGGAGAAUCUGCGUGUUACCUGGCAGCUCAGCGUGGUCACCUGGCAGUCGUACGGCUCCUUCUGAAAACCCACGCAGAUAUAAAUCAGCUGACAAAUGACCUUUCCUGUCCUCUGUACGCAGGUAAAACACUUAAACAUAAGCUCUUUGGUUCAGAUUUUACAUCUUUAGUUUAAUUCUCUCAGUUUCUUUUCUUUUUUCAACAGCUGUAGACGGCGGGUACAAAGAGGUCGUGGCGCUGCUGGUCAGUAAAGGAGCAGAGGUCAACAGAACACACACAGCGUCCUGCUGGACCUGCCUCCAUCAAGCUGUGUAUAAGGUAACAUUCACACACACACACACACACACACACACACAGGCACACCCUUCAACAUGACACACAUAUUUCUUUUAAUUCCCUCAGGGUCACAGUGAAAUUGUGCAGAUCCUGGUGAAAACGUGCAACCUUGAAGCGCUCGAUGACCACAAGAUCUCUCCUCUCUUCGUGGCCGCUCAGUACGGACAGCAGGAAUGUCUGGAGAUCCUCGUAAAUGCCGGUAAACAACUAUCUCUGUGUUUAUUCAUUUGUAAAUGAAGCACAUAAUGGAUUUCCUUCUUGUUUCUCUUUCACAUUAGGUGCCAAUGUCAACACCCAGGCAGCUGAUCUGGCCACGCCGCUGCUCAUCGCCUCUCAAGAAGGUCACCGAGCAUGUGUGGAUUUCCUUUUGGACCAUGGAGCAGAUCCGAACCUCGCCUGCAGUCAUGACUGGCCCCAGCUUCCCAUCCACGCUGCUGCUGGGUUUGGACACAUCAGGUUUUCUCUCACAGCUCAUCUUUUACAUCUUUUUACAGGUUUAAAAAGUCCUAAGGUUUUAGUUUUUCUCCUACAAAGAUCUCUGUGGUUCUUUUCUUUCUGACCUCAUCAUGUUUUGACUGCAAACUUCCUGCAGUCUGACGCCUCAGGUAGAUCGACCACACCUCUAAAAAUCAGCUGACAGAAAAUAUCAAAACAACAUCAUGUGAGGAGGUUUGUGGUUGAAACACACGGAGGGAAAAGAAAAAAAAACACACUGGUCUAUUUACAAGAAAUUAUGAAUAAAUUAAUUUCAACUUAUUGACUGAUUUACAACCUGAUCGUAAUCAUUAUGCAUAUCUCAGGAGCUGAUGUUUAUAAAUGUGCCCUUCAUAUAUAUUUUCCCAUAACCCUCUUUAAUUUUGGUAAUCCAGUAUCCUGACGAGGCUGAUCGCUGUGACAGACCGUGUUUGUGACCGUGGGGACGGCAUGGUGAGUCCGCUGUACGUGGCGGUCGACAGACAUCAGAGCCGGAGCGUCAAGAUCCUCCUGAAGGAAGCGUACAGCCCAGAUGCUCAGGACUGCACACACAUCCUGGACGUCCGUUCACCCCUCUCCUUCGCCUUGUCUCGCUCCUCCAACGAACCGUACAGGUUUGUAAGAAAGUAAACUCGACCCCUUAGAGAGUCUAAAAAGAUCAGGUCGGUUUGUCCCUGAUUUCGGUGUAAAUCUCUUUCAGUGAACCGGUGAGGUUGUUAAUAUCUGCAGGAGCAACUUUGAGUGAAGAGGACUGGAUUUAUGCGGUGGCCACAGACAAACCCGACUUGUUACAGCUGAUUCUUGAACACAGAUGGAUCCCUCAACCGGAGACUUUGACCAGCAGCUGUGCCGUACCACAACGCCAAGGAAAAACCGUGUUAAAGCUGCAGGAACUCCGAGCGCUGCUGUGUGUGGCUCUAAAUCAAGUCCAUUUUGCCGCUUGUUGGCUCCCCCUCCUUCUGAAAGCCGGUCUGGAACCUUCUUUGCUGCUUCAGACCAGCAUGUAAGUCCCUCCACUCACUCCUCCACAUCUCUAUUGAGUUUCAGCAGAUCUACUUCAUCAAUUCAUUUCCAUCUUAAUGCUCUCCAGGCUGGAAGAGGCAGACAGUGAGGUGUUGAAUUACCUGCUGGAGUUUGUAAACUGGUCGAUACUGCCUCCUCCUCUGAAACAUAUACUGGAUCAACGUCAGGCAGAGAGGAGCUGGGAUCCGUGCCCACAUUUAGGUACAAAGAUCAAACACAGACGUUAAAUCUGUUUUAAUUCAGGUCUCAUUUCAAUCCUUUCUUUUCUCCCUCUAGGCUCUCUUCCCGCUCUUUCCCACAUCUGCCGGCUGAAGGUUCGGUCGUUGUUGGGGUCGGAUGCUCUGAUGAGAACUUCUGUAGUCCAGCAGCUCCCUGUGCCCCCCCCUCUCCAAGACUUUCUCCAGUUUAAAGAAAUCCCUCAAGUGUCUUUCACACACUCCUCACCAUCACCACUUAUGGAUCGAAUAGAGGAAUAUCAAAAUACACACCAACACAGACACGUUCUCUAACCAAUAAAUGUUUCUGCUUUUUGUUGUUGUUGCAAUAAAACUAUUUAAUUUUA